AGCCAUACGUCCAAAAAUAUCAAAAUUCUAUUCUAUUCACAUAAAUUAAGUUCAAGAACACAAUUACACUAUAGAAUGCAGGAAACAUUUCUUAUCUUCAAAUCCUGAAGCAAUCUACAGCCUACUUCAACCUUCUUCACUCUUCAUACAAGGAACUAGGUAUUUGGGUUUUCUGGGAUUUCCAACCUUAUCAGGUAGUUAGGUUUUUGAUUAACAGUCAAUUAAGCUUUGGAUUAUGAUAGUUUUCAUCAAUACCUAGUUUUAAUGGAUCAACUUCUGUAAUUUCUGCGUUUUAUUUAGCAAAAAUGGCUUCUUUUUGCCUUGUUUCUAAUUGUGUAUCAGUGGGCAAUCCCAAAAGUUAUAAACUUUACCCUUUGAGAGCUAAAUCUGUUGAUAGAUGUAUAUAUAGGUCUCAUUCUGUUUUGCCUAAAUAUGGUUGUGCUUCUUUUGAUUCAUUAAAAUCUCAAUUAUACUGUAAUUUGGUUUCUUGUAGUAAUAUAGGGUUAAUUAGCGAUGGAAAUAGGAAAAAUAAAGUUGCCCAUUUGGAAGGUAGGGAAUUUUUUAGUAUAAGUAGGAGAUUUUCAUUGAGAUUAAGGCCUAGGUUGAGGCUAUUAUCUACUAGAUUGAAAAGGGUUUCGAUUCGAUCAGCUUUUAAUGAUUUUGGAAUGUUUUUAAGAAAGCAUAUGAAGAAAUUUACCCUUGCUACUUCAAUUUCAUUUGCUCUUGGGAUAUGUUAUUUGUUUGUGAAGAUAAUGGCGAUUCCAAACCCGAAAAUUGUUCCUUAUUCGGAUUUAGUUUUAAGCAUCCAAAACGGGUCUGCUACGAAAGUUUUGUUUGAAGAAGGUUCACGACGAAUUUACUUCAAUACAAAGCCUCCUAGUGUUGAACCCCCUUGUUUAGAGGAAGCAAAUGUGCUUUUAGAGGAUGAUCAGAAUGAAAAUGUAGUGGGUGAAUCUGUUGAGGCAGCUGAUGGGCCCACACAAGUUAAGGAUACCCUUGUGCCUGUAAGACGUUUGAGGAAAAAACCCGUAGUUCCCGAGUGGCAAUAUGCUACAAGGAAGGUUGAUAAUGAUGAAAGCUUUCUUUUAGGUCUUAUGAGAGAAAAGGGUACUGUAUAUAGCUCGGCUCCUCAAUCGGCGUUAAUGUCGUUCAAGAGUAUUUUACUAACUGUCUUGACAUUAUGGAUCCCCUUGGCUCCUUUAAUGUGGCUGCUUUAUCGUCAACUUUACGCUUCGAAUGGUCCUGCAAAAAAACGAAAGCCUAGUAACCAGACUGUUAGCUUCGAUGAUGUUGAAGGCGUUGAUAGUGCAAAAGUUGAGCUCAUGGAGAUAGUAUCAUGCAUGCAAGGAUGUAUCAAUUAUAACAAAUUAGGAGCAAGGUUACCUAGAGGUGUUCUGUUGGUAGGCCCUCCUGGAACAGGAAAAACCUUACUAGCUCGUGCCGUGGCUGGUGAAGCUGGUGUACCAUUCUUCUCUGUAUCCGCCAGUGAAUUUGUAGAGUUGUUUGUCGGGAGGGGAGCUGCACGUAUUAGAGACCUUUUUAGCGUUGCAAGGAAAUCUUCACCGUCUAUUAUAUUCAUUGAUGAACUUGAUGCUGUUGGAGGAAAGCGUGGUAGGAGUUUCAAUGAUGAACGUGAUCAGACCCUCAACCAGUUGCUGACAGAAAUGGAUGGUUUUGAGUCAGACUCAAAGGUGGUUGUCAUUGCUGCAACAAACCGACCUGAAGCAUUGGAUCAAGCUCUUUGCCGUCCUGGUCGCUUCUCGAGGAAAGUAGUUGUUGGAGAACCCGACGAAGAAGAGAGGAAAAAGAUACUGGCAGUGCAUUUGAGGGAUGUUCCGCUAGACGAAAACAAGCAACUAAUCUGUGACCUUGUUGCUUCCCUCACCCAAGGCCUUGUAGGUGCUGAUCUUGCCAACAUUGUCAACGAAUCCGCAUUACUCGCUGCUCGCAGAGGCGGAGAAGCAGUAUCGAGAGAAGAUAUAAUGGAAGCCGUAGAAAGGGCAAAGUUCGGUAUCAACAAUAAGCAAAUUCAAGCAACUUCGAGUGUGAUUGGCAAGGAGCUAGGGAAGCUUUUCCCUUGGAUACCUUCUAUUAUAGGAAAGUCUGAAACUAGAACUGAUGGGUUUCAAGAGCCUAUGGGUUAUCAAACAUUAAGCUCAUGAUAUUAUGACUAUUAUUUUUGGGUUUUGUUACAUCUUAAACAAAGUGGGUGCUAAACUUUUGAUCAUUCACCCAAGCUAGUGAUACUAUUCAUGUCAAUUUACGUCUCAUGCGAUCAUGCCACGUCAUUCUACCCGACUCGCAGCAGAAACAUCUUGGUCUAAGGCGGCUGGUUGGAUUGUGGAUGUGCUAGCCCGACCCAAGUAAACCCGAUUAGACAACAAGCCGGUUUGUUGGAGACAAGAGGUCUAUGGACUCAAUCAGAUCAUCCUACAUAUGUGUAUCCUGGCAAUUUUGCCCUGUCUAAUGGGGUGUUUGGUUUUCUUUACAAUAUUUUUUAGGAAAUAUUUUAUAAUUAUUAAUACAAAUUACAAACUCAGGGGGAAAAAGAUAUUGGAGGCGUCUUACGAGUUGAGGAAAAUAAGUUUUCUCUGUUUUGGACGGUAAUGUUUGUAAACAGAUGGAAAUAUUAAUCUAUUUAGUGUUUUUUAAGAUAUCUUGUCAUCUGAGUGAUUGUCUCUUAUUGUCGGUCCAAGCUCGGAUAAAAGAGAAGGGUGACUGGUAGGUCAGUGAUAAUUAGAUUAAUAAAACUUGGUUUCAUUCCAUAAUCAUGAAUCAAAAGAUCAAUUCUCGUGAGGGUGUCUCGUAAAAAUAAAUGGAAAUAAAGUAUAC
Amaranthus tricolor (Joseph's coat) is the source of this 2832-nucleotide messenger RNA. RefSeq names its product probable inactive ATP-dependent zinc metalloprotease FTSHI 3, chloroplastic. Gene Ontology annotation, biological process: proteolysis. Gene Ontology annotation, molecular function: ATP hydrolysis activity; ATP-dependent peptidase activity; ATP binding. The record is from RefSeq and is a predicted model, not a curated record. Gene Ontology annotation, cellular component: chloroplast thylakoid. Bases 306 to 2162 code for a protein of 618 amino acids. NCBI's taxonomy places the organism in Eukaryota, Viridiplantae, Streptophyta, Magnoliopsida, Caryophyllales, Amaranthaceae. The transcript is spliced from 4 exons.